AUGACGAUUGCACCAUUGCAUCCAAAGGUGUUUCAAGCAUGCACGGAAGCUACAAGUGUUAAAAAGGAUGACGUUCAGUACGGACCCCCAAUGAGCUUGACGAUUGCAGUUGCUGCUGUAGUCAUAAUUGCCACGUUCGCAUCUACACUAUAUACCGCUCGCAACGAAAAACGAGAAAAUGAGCGGCGACUGAAAGUUCGCGCUAUUGAGGAACGAUCGAAGCAAGCGGGGCCAACCUCGCAAAUGAGUGAAGUCAACAUCGGACCAGAAAAGACGGGGUACAGCACGAAUUUCGUCUAA
Molecule: messenger RNA, 300 nt
Organism: Phytophthora nicotianae INRA-310
Lineage: Eukaryota; Oomycota; Peronosporomycetes; Peronosporales; Peronosporaceae
Exons: 2
Coding region: 1-300 (99 amino acids)
Source: RefSeq, a predicted model, not a curated record